Gaeumannomyces tritici R3-111a-1 is the source of this 3382-nucleotide messenger RNA. RefSeq lists its product as hypothetical. Lineage: Eukaryota; Fungi; Ascomycota; Sordariomycetes; Magnaporthales; Magnaporthaceae. The record is from RefSeq and is a predicted model, not a curated record. Gene Ontology annotation, cellular component: nucleus. The coding region runs from base 62 to 3172 and encodes 1036 amino acids. The transcript has 5 exons.
GCCAUCAAAGGCACACUAAGGAUAGCCCGUCUGUGAAGAAACUUUCCCCCUGCAUAACACAAUGUCGGACACGGACGAAGAACCGUUCGGCGUCAUGGAGGAUGUGCACCCGGAUAAGGAGCUGCUUAGGCAGAUCCUGCCCCGGCGACCCGAGGGCGCCAUCGCUGCGCUCAGAUCGCACAUGGACGAAGACGACGAGCUAGUCCUGCGCAGUGGCACCACCGGCAGAGCCAUGGCCACGACGGCCCCUUACCAGGCGUCCGGUAGCGCAGCGCAAGGAAUCGAGAAGCUGUCGCAAGCCAUGCUCGACGACCGCCAACAGGCGCGCCAGCAGCAGAGCCGGCAGGGGGCCCCUCCUCCUCCUCCUCACGCGGGGGCGGCGUACCAGGGCACGAGCGGCGGCAGCAGCGUCAUCAGGCAGGAAGGUGUGAGAAGUCGGUCGACAAUAUGGUCUCGAGCCGCGGGCACUGCCAGCAACAGCCCCACCCAAGCCCGUCAUCGCCAGGAAGCCGCCAUCAACGAGCGAGGCCUACCGCCCCUUUUCCCCAGCGGACCAAUCCACAGAGAGCCUGCUGCAAAACUGUCGAGGCAGGUGGUUCAGAAAUCCGACGGUACCAUCAUCGUGCCGCACAGGAACUCGUCCUCGCGCCUCCAUCCCCAGAUCGAGAGGUCGACAAGCCCGGGCGCUCGAAAGUUGAAACCGAGAGACGACACGGGUGGCGGCCCAUGGGAAGAGCCGCCGACGAGGGCGGAGAUCGAGGCAGCCAAGAAGAUACUGCAGCGUCUCGUCAUGAACGGAGGCGGCACCGAUGGCACCGUGGCUCGGGGAGCGUCGAGGCAGCCACACUCGCGAGGCCAUGAGCAGGAGGCUGCGAGACAAGAUGCACUCCCCCGCACUACCGCCACGCCUCCGCCAGUCCAGCGGCAGCGACGUGUAAUCAAGGGCGAUAGUGAUGACGACGACGAGAGCGAUGGAAACCAAGAGAAGGUUAGCGGAAGUUACCGUGUCAUAUACAUGGAUGAGAACUACCAUGCUAGGUACUCCGAGAACCUUGAUGUGGCAACAGCAGGCCAUCAACUCGCUCACCGCAUCAUCGAUGGCGAAGACAUCGAGGAGGAGGACAUGCUGGCUUCCGAGCAUCAAAGUGUAGCGUCAGGAGCUUCGCAGGCAAGCCAAGAUAUGGGGGGUUCGAGGUGCGAGCCACGGACUCGGACUCCGGUGCUGGACCAUCUGCGACUGUACUCGGACGCCGCGCCAGUUCCUCCGAUUCUGGAUGUCCGGCCUGUCUCUUCGCACGAUUUCAAGAGCUUCGACAGCGACAGCGUCGACGAUGACGAGGUCUCAAGGGCGGACCACCAUCAUCAUAACGACCACCACGACGAUCACGGCCCUGCACACUACGCAUUGAGCGGGCACCGGCGCGGGUCUUCCGACGACUAUGGUGUCCCGUCAAUCACUCAGCACCAGCCCGCGUCGGCAAGUGGAGACCACGAGUCUCUCGACUACCAUCGGCUUUCCUCGUCUCGACAAGAUGUCGACCUGCACAAAAACGUCAGUCGGGAACCCCCAGGCCUGACCUCGAUCCGAUCCGGCGUUUCCGAGAGCAGGCGGACCGACAUGCCUGUGGUGACGAGAGGCUCUCGGAUGCCUGACUUUUUCGGGCCCAGCCUCUUUCAAGUCGUUCUUAACAGCCCGACAACAGCGCACCAGCUACAAAUGUACUGUGAGAGCCGGUUUUGUGGCGAGAAUAUGGAGUUUUUGCAGCACAUCGACCUCUACCACUACAAUCUCAACAAGAUUAUCAAUACGAUGACAACCAUCCACGAGUCCUACAUAUCGGAUAACUCGCUGAAGCAGGUCAACCUGCAGAGCUCCGUCAUCAAACAGCUACACAGGGACAUGAGCUCGAUGGUGUCCACGACGCUGCCCUCGAUGGAGUCGCUCUUCGCGAACGCCCAAGAAAGUGUCCGGAAUCUCAUCUACUCGGACGUGUACCCUAGCUUCGUGCGCCACCAGCUCGCCCUCAGCGCCAGUCGCGCCCUGGCAGAGGAUAAGUCCAGGUACCAGGGCCUGGGCGACUGCUUCUGUCUAACUGACCCGGGAAAACCACAGAAUCCCAUUCUCUGGGCUUCCGAGGGCUUCGUCGCCGUUACAGGAUACACACGGACAGACAUCAUUCCACGCAACUGCCGCUUCCUGCAGGGCGCCCAGACCGACCCUGAAGCCAUCAAACGACUCAGCAUGGCCAUACAUGAGCGCAAGGAGACGGUGGAGCUACUGUUGAACUACAAGAAGAACAAGGAGCCUUUCUGGAACCUGCUGUACUGCGCCCCCCUCUAUGACGAAGCUGGCGAGCUGGCCUUCUUCAUUGGUGGCCAGGUCAACUGUUCGACCACAAUCCACAGCAGCGCCGACGUCAUACGCGUUCUUUCCAUGUCUGCUGAAGGCGACUACGUCAAGGAGAUGAAGGAGAAAGAGAGACAAGAGCAAGAGCGAGCUCGCGCCCUGGCGAAGAUGGCAGGGGUUGAAGAGAAGGAUAUGGCCACAAACGGCACCGCUCGCAAAACCAGGGGCGGGUCGGCGCGGCGCGCGCUGCUGAGGGCCCUGGGCGUGCGCCUUGGCAGCGGCAGUGGUCGCAGAGCUCCGGUCGAGGAAAGCAAUGCGCUUCCCGCCGUCGAGACCACAGAGGCCGGCAUGGAGCAGCAGGUGCUGGAGCGCAUGGAGGGCCAGGAGUUGGAUGCGCAGAAGAAGGAGUUCUAUACUGCCUACUCCAAGUACCUUGUCAUCGACAAGGACUUCGUCAUCCGAUUCUACUCUGCUGGCAUCACGGAAAUGUUGUGCUUAGCCAACAAUAGGACCGGCUCAAUCGCCGGGACAGACGUAUUCACAUUCCUCCAAAACAACGACCUGCCUCGUCGAGCGGAGCCAGAGCAGCACCAGCACCCGCGAGGCAACGCGGCCGUCGGCGACGCUGCCCCCGAAUACAAGGGCAAGGUUCGCGCGGCGCUCAUUGGGCAAGGAAACCCCAUUAGCAUCGAGUUGCGUCUGCAAACGCGGCGCAGCGCGGCGUUCCGCGGCUACGAGAGAUUCGCGACCCACUGGACACCGCUGAAGGACGACGCUGGCAAGGUCGGCUGGGUGGUGCUGACACUGGGAAAUGUGAUGAUGUGAGGAGGGAGGCGAGCAGUUCUUUUAUGUCAGCAGUAGGGAUAUUUCAGGUCGGUCCCAGCCGUAGACUGGCCGUGCAGUAGUUUUAGGUCCUCGUGGGAUGGGUUUUGAUCGAGACUUGUAGAGUAGAACAGAACAGGCGGUUUAAUUUCACUCAGCCACGAAGGAGACUGUUCAGCCGACAUCGGAACAGCACCCUUAGCUCGUCUGCGC